CAAACAUCUAUAAACUGUCAAGAUAAAGAUGUAUAGUUAAAGAGUUUUCAAAUGGGUUUAGGUAGCUGUUAUUAGAAACUGAACAGCAUCUCAGUUGUGAAGAUAAACUAUUAGAAGAUCCUGAAGAGCAAAAAUCAACAUGUACCCUUCCAGACCUCAGUGGAUUUAACCUUGGAAACUUCUCAGAAGAACAAAAUCAGAAUGCCUCUCCAGAAUGUAAAAGUAGCUGAUGAAGGAACUGUGAACUUUCAGAAAGUGAAAGAAGAAUGCAUAACUGCAGUGGAAUCCCUCCACAAGGUGGUAGCUUGCUAUAGGCACUUGGUCCUUACAAUUGGAGGUUCAUCUGAUAGCAUUCACCUUCGUGAUGAGUUGAGGAGAACUCGGGAACGGGCCCAAGAAUUGGCAGUAUGUAACAGAAACAAGUUGACUACAGCCCUUCGAGACAAAAAGCUCUCAAAAAAAGAUUGCGAGGAGCUAGAACGCUUGUGGGUUGAGUUCUCCAGCUGCCUUGAGCUUUUCCACAAUGACAUGUGCAAGGUGUAUGAGUUGGCAACGGCCCUUCCUCAUUCAUCAACAAAUCAGCCUGCUAUUCAGACCGGCUCUACAGGAAACACUUCAGCUAUAGCCUCCAGGGCACUGAAUGUCCAGAACAUCAAUUACAGUGACUCGCCAGCAAACAAGGCAAGUCUGGAGUACCAAGAAAUUGAGGAGGAAAUUCUGAAAGUGGAUAAUAUGAUCACUGACAUGGAGAUGAAAGUUAAUGUUUUAAGAUGGACUGUAGAAGCUAACACACGCAUGAAUGAUGAGCUUAAAAGCACCCAUGAUUCAUCAUCAGUGGUUUUGCUUUCAGAAGAAGAAAGCAAUAGUAAGGGCUGUUGCAGUGACGGACAGUUAAUUGUGUCCUUGCUUUUAUGUGGAACAGCCCUUGUAGCUAUUACACUCUAUUCUAUUCUGUAAAGCAGAUUUUGAUUUUUAUGAAGCAAUUCGAUUUCUAUCACACAAAUAAUAAAAACUGGUCCAUGGAAAUGUUUACUAACAAAAAACAUCAGAAUAUGUGGGAAGCCAUAAAUAACAGUCAAACAAUAGAUCAACGUUGGAUAGUCUAUUUGGAUAUAGUAGGUGUGUUAAAGUGCCAUCAGCACAGCUUUAGGGCACUCAGGAACCACUCACACAGAUGGCAUACCAACACAUCAAUGUACCAUACUUGUCAUUUAUAGUGGCACCGGGAUCUGUAGUUGUGUUAGUGACACCUGGAUAAGUAGUUGAGUUAGUUGGCUUUGCAUAACUAAAUCAGUCAGAAUGUGUAAUCAUCUUUAGGAAGCACGAUAAUAAUGGCUGACAUAAUGUCUGAUUAUAAUGUUUGACAUUUAAAUACAUCUUUACACUGAUCACAACAAAUAACCUCUGUGACACAGGAAUUUGUAAGUUUGAAACAUAGCAUGAACAUGGAAUUUUUCCACUAAUGUGGUUUAAACAAAAAUAAAGAAUAUUAGUAAUUGGAACUGCACAGGUGAUCAGCAGGUGGGUCUUCUGCGUUCAGCUUUAGCCUCUGAAUAUGUUCUAGAGGACACAUAGGGAACAGUAGUGGAAUACUGGGGAUGCGGGGGGGUGCACCCUUGGGAGCCUCUGGACGCUCACGCAAGUGCGCGUUGAAAACUGACGCCUGCUCUGCAAUACUGUAAUAGUUCCAUUACUGAAAAGGAAGGCUUUGUCCCCUGCCUCAUUGUAUGCACAUAUAUGAUGGAGAGCUCAGAAAUGUUUGUUUGCAAUGAUGUAAUACACUUCAUCCGCCACCCUUGUUUAAAAGUCAAUAAACAUAUUCUUUGUAAAAUA
Messenger RNA from Xenopus laevis (African clawed frog), 1833 nucleotides. It is a transcript of the gene rgs9bp-c, whose product is annotated as regulator of G-protein signaling 9-binding protein C. The record is from RefSeq and is marked provisional. Lineage: Eukaryota; Metazoa; Chordata; Amphibia; Anura; Pipidae.